AUGGUGAAAGUGACGGAUAAUUUUAAGAAAUGGUAUGUUUUAAUAGGCAGUAUUGCCAUUCACUUCUGUAUCGGUGUUCCCUUCUUAUUUGGCAAUCUCCUAACGUAUAUCGUAUCAUACAUGCACUAUAGGGGUUUCUACAAUGCCAGUAAUAUAGGUGAUGAGAACUGGAUUGUUAGCCCCUAUCCAGCUGGGUUAGCUAUAUCUUCAACUAUAGCAGGAUCAAUGAGACAGAAAGUCGGUGUUCGAUUCACUCUUCUUAUAUCUAACUUAGUUUUCUCAGCGGGUUACUUUUUAACAUAUAUCUCAUUAGAACAUUCACUAUGGUUACCAAUUCUUACCUAUGGUUUUAUCUGUGGAUUAGGAACUGGUGCGGCGUAUGUCACAACCAUCGAUAUAUGUUCCAAGUAUUUUAGGAACCAUGUGAGUACUAUAACAUCAAUACUAAUAGCAGGAUUCAGUUGUGGUGCCGCUGUUUUUAAUCAAGUGGUAUCGUUUUACGUUAACCCUGAUAACCAUACCCCAGAUGUACAUCUAGGUUCUAUCAAGUAA
Molecule: messenger RNA, 552 nt
Organism: Lottia gigantea (owl limpet)
Lineage: Eukaryota; Metazoa; Mollusca; Gastropoda; Lottiidae
Exons: 4
Coding region: 1-552 (183 amino acids)
Biological process (GO): transmembrane transport
Molecular function (GO): transmembrane transporter activity
Source: RefSeq, a predicted model, not a curated record